AUGGAUGAAGUGAUAAAAAAAGUUCGUUUGGGUAGAGGGUACAGAAUGGGUAGUGAUGAAGUGACAAUUAUCUGCUAUGCAGACGAUGCAAUGAUAUGCGCAGAGAACGAAGACGAUCUGCAGAGACUUUUAAACAUCUUCAACCGCACAGGCAAGCAAUUUAACAUGACUAUCUCAGCCCAAAAAACGAAAUGUAUGACCACAUCAAAAGAGCCGCUCAGAUGUAAACUGGAAGUGGACGGGCAAGUAAUUCAACAAGAGAUGAAGUUUAAAUAUCUGGGUAUUGACAUUACCAGUUAUGUAAAUGUGGUGGACGAAGUGAGGCAACAGGUAGCAAAAGCCAAUAAAGUGGCAGGCUGCUUAAACGAUGUAAUUUGGCGAAACAAACAUCUGAAAAAACAUACAGAAGUACGAGUCUGCAAAACAACGAUCAGACCGAUCAUGACCUACACGGCAGAGACAAGAUCAGAUACCGCAAAAACUAGUCGACUUCUGGAGACUACGGAAAUGAAGAUUCUCCGCCGCAUCUCAGCAAAAACACUGCUAGACAGAGAAAGAAACGAAAACAUCAGACAAUCGUGCGGAGUGGACAACGUGAACGACUGGGUGCUCCAAAGAAAAAGACAGUGGAAUUACCAUAUUAACCGUAUGCAAGAUGGCAGACUAGUAAAAAUCGUUAGAGACAAAUCACCUGACGGAAGACGGAGCGUGGGAUGA
This is a messenger RNA of Cylas formicarius (sweet potato weevil), 717 nucleotides long. RefSeq lists its product as uncharacterized. Bases 1 to 717 code for a protein of 238 amino acids. Lineage: Eukaryota; Metazoa; Arthropoda; Insecta; Coleoptera; Brentidae. The transcript has a single exon. The record is from RefSeq and is a predicted model, not a curated record.